Phyllopteryx taeniolatus (common seadragon) is the source of this 1446-nucleotide messenger RNA. It is a transcript of the gene slc31a1, whose product is annotated as solute carrier family 31 member 1. NCBI's taxonomy places the organism in Eukaryota, Metazoa, Chordata, Actinopteri, Syngnathiformes, Syngnathidae. Gene Ontology annotation, cellular component: membrane. Bases 233 to 808 code for a protein of 191 amino acids. The record is from RefSeq and is a predicted model, not a curated record. The transcript has 5 exons. Gene Ontology annotation, biological process: copper ion transmembrane transport. Gene Ontology annotation, molecular function: copper ion transmembrane transporter activity.
UUCUGUGUCACGCUCCUCCCGUCGGCCAUGCGUGGUGACGUCACUGGCGGAAGUGGACCCUCGGUCCUCAGACGACGAGACGGCGACCAGCAACCCGCGACUAGUUGACAUCCUUUUCACCACUUUUGCUUUGUCAUCUUUCAAAAACGUGUUUUUUGUUUGUUUUGGUCUGCUUCGUGUGUUGGCGCCACAGUUAAAGCCGCGAAGAAGAAUUCGCAGAAGUCGUCCAGUGAUGAACCACACCUCGAUGGAGAUGGACCACUCCCACCACCAUGAUCACGCCAUGAUGGCCACGCCCAUGCCCACCAACGGGGGCGGACAUGACCACGGGGGCGGAUCCAGCGGAGGGGGACACGGAGGCAUGGCGAUGACCUUUUACUUUGGCUACCAGAACGUGGCGCUGCUCUUCAGCGGUCUCCUCAUCAACUCUGCCGGAGAAAUGGUGGGUGCGUGCAUUGGCGUCUUCCUGUUGGCCGUCCUGUACGAGGGUCUGAAGAUGGGCCGGGAGGCGCUACUGCGUCGAAGUCAGGUCAACGUGCGCUACAACUGCAUGCCGCUGCCCGGCGCCGACGGCACUGUACUCAUGGAGACGCACAAGACUGUCGGGCAGAGGAUGCUAAGCCCCGCCCACUUCCUGCAGACCGUGCUGCACGUCGUCCAGGUGGUGGUCAGCUACCUCCUCAUGUUGGUCUUCAUGACGUACAACGCGUACUUGUGCAUGGCGGUGGCGGCGGGCGCGGGCGCCGGCUACUUCCUGUUCAGCUGGCGCAAGGCGGUGGUGGUGGACAUCACAGAGCACUGUCAUUAGGUCAUUAACACUUCCCUGUCGUUAGCGCUUGCCGUCGUCGGAUUGUUUAGCCGGCGCUAACAAACGUUGCGAGGGGAGCGCGCAAACCUCUGGAAAAUUGGAAGGGAGGUCGAACCGACGCGAUCACGUAGCAAGUCGUAGAUUUGAGCGGCCGAGUUAGUGGCUACUUGGUGAACGUUUUGUAGAGAAGCGUACAUUCUUAUGUCAUUGUGUUAGUGGUUAAUUAGGUUAAUUCAGAGCGUUUAUUGUGUUUGCUCUUUGUGCCAUGACAACAGAGGCUAACAGUAACUAGCUGCUCCUAGUGUAAAUGUUAGCAUAGCAAGCGACGAUUACACAUUUUAUCUAUCUGUUUAGCAUCUUUGAUACAAUCAGACUGACUAAUUUGUCUUGUUUGGGUUUUUUAGUGAUGUAAUGAAAAGAUGUGAAACCAAAAUGUUUACUUUUUGGGGGAGGUCUCGGAAGGUUAAACGGGCCUUAAACACACGUUGCCUUAACGAGGGCAUCUCAUUUACGUUCAACGUCGUCGUUCGACAAAUGCCGCAAAUUGUCUUCUUGUUGUUGUUGAGUGACCAAUCUGAUUGGUGAUGUGAAAAGAAAGCGUUACGUAUGCCGGAAUCAUUAAAGUUUGUAUGCGUCAA